Molecule: messenger RNA, 4419 nt
Organism: Linum trigynum
Lineage: Eukaryota; Viridiplantae; Streptophyta; Magnoliopsida; Malpighiales; Linaceae
Source: the annotation of a GenBank genome assembly
CCCAGUGAGUUAGGUUGGAUUUGUGUUUUCCUAACCCAUUAAGUUUUACCCCGAAUUAUUUUACGAAUAAACAAUGAGAUUGAGUUUGACAAAACUCAACCCAUUGCCAUCCCUAAUUACCAUCCUAGACAAAUUGAAGCUGUCGGUCAGAUCGUGGGCUGGAAAUUGGUGGAUGGGUAAUGAAAUAGCCCAUGGUCUAGUCCAUUUAAAUGUGGGCUGGAAUCAGACAGUCCAAUGGGUUAAUGGCGUCCUCUUAAUUAACUUGUUAGCCUGACUCUGAUUUUGGCGAUUCAGCCAGUUGACCUUCUAAUCUAUGAGCUCCGAAGCAGGUUUGUAUAAUAAUUCAUACAUGACAAAUCUAGGGAGAUGGCAGAGGAGAGAGGGAAAGUUGAAAGCACAGAGCUAGGCGGGCGGCGGCGGUAGUGAGAGCGAAUCCUUCUCCAGAUAAGAUAUGGAAAAAAGCAGAUUCACAAACGGGAACCAUUCAACUCUACCGCUCUACGACUUCCUAUAUAUUAUCUAAGUGAGGGACUGUGGGAUCUGCUCCAUCGAAGGAUUUAGCGGCUCGGGUCAGCGAGAGGCAAGUCUUUCUGCGAGUCUUCCUUGAGAAAAUUCACUGCUUUCUUGCAUCAUUUUAUUCGAUUUGGAGGUUAAAGCACUUGUCUUUACUGUGGCUCUGUUUGUAUGGAGUCCCUGUCUCCAGUUCCUUCCUUCUGGAGGGGCUGUUUGAAGUUCAAACAGAAUUGUGUUCGACAUUCAUUCAUUCAUUCCUUCUGUUUUGUUUAUUUCUUCUUCCUUGUAGUAAAGGAAACUGAUGCCUUCUCUUGUUUGCCUAAGAUUCUGUGUCUCUUACCCGUUGAUUUAAUUUGUAGGUGGAAAUCGGAGCGAUCCUUGUUGAAAGUUUCUAGCUUUUCAUAUCAUCUGCGUGAUGUACAGAUUUGAUCCACCCAACAACGUUUGUAGCUCGGAGAAGGUAUGGAUCUGCUGCUUCUGUUUUCCAUCAUGAUAAUUACCGUCCCGUUUGCUUAUUAUGUAAAUCAAAAGCUUUGUUGAGGUUUCCUGCGCUCAUUGGCUGUCUAUUUCUACUGUGCAUAUAGGUUAAAGAGGAAGCUAUUUCCAUGGAUCAUAUAAGCACAUUGCCCCAUGCGCUUCUUGUGGAGAUUUUGUCCCGCCUGACCUUAAAAGAAGCAGCUAGGACAUCAAUCCUCUCCGUGACUUGGGUUGAUUUGUGGAAAUUUGUUCCAAACUUGGACUUCGACGUUCCAAAGAUGAGGCAGUGCAUCUGGGAAAAUUAUUGGAAUUCAGGGGAUAUGGAGCCCGUGCUUUUCGAAAGGUGGAGGUACAUUGAAUGGGUUAAUAGGGUCUUGACACACUACCAGGGUCGGAAAGUGAACAACUUUCACGCCUGUUUCAACAUUCAUAAUGAAUCCAAUGCCAAUGGUGACAUCGAUAGGUGGUUGGACUUUGCAAUCUCAAAAAGAGUUCAGAAGCUCAAGCUGGACUUUGACCGGUAUGGUGAUACCAGUUGGGAUGCUUCAGGGUGCUAUAUUUUCUCGGAACGCUGUUUCAAACAUAUGAAAACCCCUGAGGGUUUAUCGGAUAUUCGGUACCUUCAGUCCUUGUGUUUGGCUUUCGUUGAUGUGAGCGAUGAGAUCCUUGAGCAUUUCCUUUGCAAUUGUCCUCUACUGGAGAAGUUAGCCGUCCAACAUUCCCAUGGUUUAGUAAGGUUUGAAGUUGCUGCUGGCUUGUCGUCACCACUGCCGUUGAAGCACUUGGAAGUAGUCCAUUGUAAGAAUCUAAAGGAGAUUGAAAUCGAUGCGCCUAAUCUCACCUACUUCAAGUUGGAUGGUCGGUUUCCAGAUGGCAUUGAUCUUCGAAUGGAAAAUAUAUCGUCGCUUACCGGAUUGGACUUGUACAACAUGAUUGAUCCAGGUCCUGUUUUCCUUCCUCGAGCAAAGUUUGCACGGCUGGAGACCCUCACUUUUAUGUUUGACGCGCGUAAAGCCAAGUUUCCCAGGUCGAUUGAGGAGUUGACGUCCCUUAAGCAGCUGACUGUUUAUGUGCUCGGUUCUGAUAGGAACGAGAUUCGUGGUCUGCUCCCCGUGAUAAAUGCUUGUCCUUCAUUGUACCAACUGUCGGUUCGGAUGGACACCGACGAAGAAAAGGAUAGCUCCUGCCGCAUUUGGGGUGGGAGUGAGAUGGAGGAGAUGCACAGGGAGAGCAUCAAAGUGGUGGAGGUUAGUGGGUUUGCUGGUAGCGCAGCUACCUAUACAGGGCGUUGGUUCCUGGACUAUGCGCUGCGGAACUUUGUGACGCUUGAGAAAUUGAUUCUCGAUAGUCGCACAUGCACUAGUACUGGACGCAUAUUUAACGCCCCGAGAGUGCAAGCUGAAGUUGCAGUCGCGUGCAUUCAGAUGUUGAAAUCUAGACUGCCCUCAACCGUUGAGCUUGUUAUCCCCGUUAGUUAAUUUACUGCUAUUCCAUGGCUUGGUUUUGGUUUGUGUUUUACAUGUUCAUGAGUGAGUUAACUUAUCCUAUACAGCUGGCCCUGUACUUCAGUUUAGACAAGCUGUGAUUUGUAACAUUUAUAGGACUGAAUCAGGUCAUAGAAUGAAGGGGGUUGUUUGGACGUUCUGAACUAUUCCGUAGAAUGCAUCAUUGUUUCCAGACUUCCGUCUGUGUUAGAGAUUCUGACUUUCCUCUGCUCUACAAUCUAUCCCCACAUGUCAUCGUCUUAUACUCGUGAACAUAACCAUUUUACAUAAAACAUUAUGGCCAAUCAAUUUUCGCACAAUUUAAUCAAAUUCUGGCGACUAAUUCUGCAAUUUCAUCAACCGCCCAAUGUGUGCAAGAAACCGUAUUAUUACAACCAAUGCAUCGCAUCAUUACCAAGAAGACACUAUAUCAAUGCUAACAGUACACUACUCAUUUCCUUAUUACAAAGGCACAUCAUCACUAACCUAAAAACACCGCAGCUCAAACAGUGCCAGCACCUCCUGGAAGGCUGCAACUAUCGGUGGAGGCUCUCGGUUUCGGACACAGUGGCGCCACCUCAGUGCCACUACCUCCUCCGAUGUGGCUUUCGUACUGGGGACACAAUCGAUGACCUCCAAGACUACUUUCUGUGCACAAGUUUGACAGUCUUCUUUGGAAACAUAGGCUCUGCACUGAAUGAGACCAUAAGCUGCAGCAUUUGGGAUUGGCCUGCAGAGGUAAUAUAGUAACCUGUAGCAGUAAGUAACAUCAGGGUCUGGUUCAGGUGGACCUGCACUGUCUUCCUUAAGACUUGUGCAAGUCAACAGCAGAAUUUUAAGAUCGGAUCUGUUCCCAUCAGUCUUCAUCAAACCAAUUUUUACUGUGUAGCGUCCGGGCCAAAUAGCAUUAAACCAGAGCACACAAACAGUCCAGAUCAAACAGAUAUCUCUAGUGGAGGUAAGAGAUAGCAAGGAACCAUCUACAGUGCCUAGCAAGUUGCUUAGGUACUCAACAGAUCCACGAACUUGUUCAUUGACAAUGGUAUUCUCUUUGUGAUAGUGGCUUGCAAUGUACGAAAUCCCUUGAACUUGGUUAGCAGGUAUAAGUUAGAAAGAGAAAUAAUAGGCAGCUCAAAAAGGAAAAGAAUUUUAGUGGCCUCCAACAAGCUGACGCAAGCAAAAAAGAUUCCUUGUCAGCAGCAGAGUGAUGCCACCCAAAUCCCCUUGGGUGGCUGAAAAAACAUCUGGAACAGCAGAAUCAUACAAGUCUAAAUCUGUAUCUCAGUGCUCUUCGAUAGUACUUUGGUGGUUUUAUCUCCUAUUCAAUGAUCAAAUUUUGUUUAAGUGGGUUGCUCCAAGAAGGUGACAAUUAUAUGUUUUUUCUGGAAGACUCACACUUGCAAAUCUGUGGAAAAGAAAAUACCUGCCAGGUCUCAAGAUGGCAUUAUAUAAGCUGAUGUUCUGUAGAGGUGGAGAGCUACCACUUGGAGUAACGGGGAUUAACCUAGCAUAAGUUGAUGUAUCACCUCUCUAUGAUGAAGCAAUAAGAGGCAGUAGAGAAACCCUGCUAAGCUUUACUCAAGGAUAUAACUUGAUUCUGAAGAAAUUUCCAAUUUCUUCCUUCACGUAAACCCGUUUACACAUAUUGGUCCUAGCUGGACACCUAUACUUAUAUAGAGGUUGACUCAUCCAACCACACCCCACUUCACCUAGCUUCUGAUGCUGGCCAUAGUAAAAUUGUCAAGGCUUUGUUGAGUGCAGGGGUCGCCGAUGCUUGCAUGGAUCGGAUGAAGAUGGCAGGAUACCUCUUCAUUUUUCUGAAACAGAGUUCAUAUCAUCAAAGAACUGGUCAGUGACAGGCCUGAAUAUGUGUAGAUGAAGCUAGAGAACGAUUACAAGUCUUGAAUGAGAAGGCAAAGGAACGAAAGAAAAGACAUGCCUAACU